Molecule: messenger RNA, 1197 nt
Organism: Alternaria rosae
Lineage: Eukaryota; Fungi; Ascomycota; Dothideomycetes; Pleosporales; Pleosporaceae
Exons: 4
Coding region: 208-987 (259 amino acids)
Source: RefSeq, a predicted model, not a curated record
CUUACACUACACCUACACGAUGCAAUGACGAACGACGUUCGGCAACUCCCAUUCGUCUUCCAGUGUAUCCGGAUAUCAAGAACAAGGCUGCGCCUCUGGAGAGUCAUACAGUGACAGGGUAACAAAACGCCACAGAUUGUCAAGCAGGCUGUCUCUGCAAGCGAUCCAUCUUGACUUUAUACUUUAUGUAUCGUCUUUGUCACGAUUAUGUGUAGCAUUUCCUCAUUGCUUUCCCCACCUAGCCUUGAUCAUCUUCUUGUCAGCAUGGACAACAGUAUGAUCGAAAGCUUACUGACUACUGUGGACCUGAUCAAUACCAAUCUUGAUAGAUCACCUGAUUCGUGGCAUGACCAACUGCCAGCCAUUCAAAACAUUACUUUUUCCUUCGAGGUAAACGAUACAGCUCCCGACGAAGCACGCAGGCAUUGGCAGGUACCUCUCAUCAGCGUCUUCCAGCGCGUGGCUUUUGUCGAUGCUGAUACUGGUGCUGUCAAAGACUUAGCAGACUGGUGCCUGCGUCAGUCAUUGGUCCUACUACAAAUAUACCCAGACGACGUCGAGAUCCUAACUCUGAUUGGCCGCAACUGGUUACUGCGAGCGCAGAGGGCUCUUUCGAGCAUUUCCCAAGCGCAGAGGAUGUCUUUGAGCAGCGAUACAAGCUCAUCAAGGUCCUCGGUCGAAGCUGAAGAACGACUGCGUGAGCCAGAUUAUGUCGAAGCCAGAGGACUGUUAUUGCCAGCUACCGACUAUCUCCAACGCGCAGUAUACGUAGCGACCGAACAGGGAGUUGUUACGGGUCUCCUUCUGUCUACAGCUGCCGAAUCGUUCUUGAGUCUGGGAAAUGUCACAUCACCCAGAGCCAACAGUCGAUAUUUUCAGCAUGCGAUUGCAUAUUUGCGAGCCGCAAGAGACAUGCCGAAUUACUUCUUAGCUCCACAUUUGGAACGGUACCUCGAGGGAUAUGGUCCUCUUUAUGACGAUGUAUGAGUAGGCAUAGCUGAAAAAGACCCAGCUAGAAAUCUAUAACGGAAUGUAAAUUCUAUAACCCGCGCUGUCAAACAUAUUUAAGGUGAUAUGACAGGUGUUCGGAGAUCGUUGGUGUCGCGGGCCCAUCCAUGGAUGAUAGAAGGGUUCGGGCACGGGCCAUCCUCCACUCAACUCCACUCCCGCCGGAAGGUCCAGCCAGCACAACGACUA